ACGAACUCCGGUACAAAGAGGAAAUAGCACACGGACAUAUGUUUCAUCCAAUAUUGUCAAAUAUCGGCCAUGGCGGAGUGUUUCAGAAGAUAUUUUGACAACUGUCAUGACCAAUCUGCGGACGAUGGUGGCCCCUGGCAUCUUUCCGCCAUCGAGGACACUGAUCACAUCAUCAUCAUUCAUCACUACAAAGAUAAAAUGCAGAGGAAACAAGUGAGGAUGUCUUUCUUACAACAAUUAUGUCCAGAAAUGUGUUUGACUGAGUUUGAGUGAACACUAUGUCUGGUGAAUCCCUUCAAGAAAAUUUCAUUGUGGUGGGGUGUGGAGCAGUGGGCUUGGAUUUAUUGGCCACUGUUGCUGCUUUUCCCAAGCCAGAUCAAAAAAUCAGAAGCACUUCCUUCAAGACUCAAGGAGGCGGCAACACAGGCAACGCCUUAACCUGCGCAGCUCGCUUGGGGCUCAAGCCAAGGAUCAUCUCCAAGGUUGCAGACGACACUCAAGGAAGGAGCAUAUUAGAUGAAUUUCAAGCUGAUGGUGUAGAUACCUCCUUUAUAGUGGUAUCUAAGGAAGGAACUUCACCAUUUACAUAUAUCAUUGUUGACAACCAAACCAAGUCACGUACUUGUCUACAUACCCCAGGAUUUCCUCCAAUGAAACCAGACGAUCUUCCUGAAUCAAGUAUAUUAUCUGCAUUGAAUGGAGCGAGAAUUGCUUAUCUUGAUGGGAGAUUGCAUGAAACUGCUCUAGUUGUUGCACACGAGGCAGUUAAGAAGAAUAUACCUAUCUUAAUGGAUGCAGAAAGGCUAAGAGAAGGGUUGGAUGAUCUCCUGAAAGUAGUUGAUUAUGUCGUAUGUGCUGCACAGUUUCCGCAGGCAUGGACAAAGGCAGCAACUGUUCCAAAAGCACUUAUUUCUAUGCUUCUAAGCUUGCCCAAAAUCAAAUUUGUGAUUGUAACUUUGGGAAAAGAUGGUUGCAUAAUGCUUGAGAGAAGUGCUAAUGAGGUUCCAUCAACAGAAGAAAUGGAUGUUGACAAAUUACUGGAAUCUCUGGAAACAAGAAAGAAUGGGAGCGUAUGCAUCCCAACUUGCAUAUCAUCGUCGGUGACAAAAUUGCGAGCAGAAGGUAUAGGAACAAUUUGUGGUAGGCUAUACAUUGGAACAGCUGAAAACAUACCACCGUCAGAGCUUAUUGAUACUACAGGUGCCGGUGAUGCAUUUUCCGGAGCUGUUCUCUACGCUAUCUGCGCCAACUUUGCACCAGAGAAAAUGCUAUGCUUUGCUGCUAAUGUGGCAGCUGCCAAGUGCAGAGCACUAGGGGCACGGAGUGGUCUUCCUCACCGAACUGAUCAGCGCCUCGCGUCUUUCAUGCAGUAGAUUUAUCAAGCUAGAUGGAUGAGUUAUUUUAAAGGAAAUGAUAUCGGUCAAUUGUUCUUGAUCUUUUGUUUCAUGAAAUUUGUAGUGAGACAUUGAGUAUUCCUUGUUUUUUUACUCUUAAUGGUUAAGUUGAUGCAGUUAUGCAAAGCUAACCGCACAACUGGGAAAUGAACUCUUUCCAUGCAUUGUAAAUUUGUCACGAAAUCAUCUGAAAUUGUUGCACAAAAGUGUGGCUCCAACACUUGGUUAAAACAUGAUCGUGUAGUUAUUAGUUUAUGUAAAAUUACUUCCGUGGAGCUUGAAAGUAA
Messenger RNA from Medicago truncatula (barrel medic), 1681 nucleotides. RefSeq names its product sulfofructose kinase. The record is from RefSeq and is a predicted model, not a curated record. Gene Ontology annotation, molecular function: kinase activity. NCBI's taxonomy places the organism in Eukaryota, Viridiplantae, Streptophyta, Magnoliopsida, Fabales, Fabaceae. Bases 279 to 1373 code for a protein of 364 amino acids. The transcript has 13 exons.